AUGCUACACGUGCUGCCCCUCACUGCACACAUUUUCGCCCACGUGGCACUGUUACUACCUCCCCUGCCAGCUCAGAGGCGCAUCUGUGGUGAACCACUCAAGUUUGACCCAAACUUCAGGGGCCCUGUUCAGAACAGAAGAUGCACUGAUGUGGCCUGCUGCGUUAUCUUUGUCACCGUUAUCCUUGGCUACACUGUUCUGGGCACCGCUGCCUGGAUCCACGGUGACCUCAGGAAGAUUGUCAAUCCAACUGACAGUCAGGGUCAGUUUUGUGGCCAGCAGAACACAUCAAAUGCAAACAAAGCCAUAUUAUUCUACUUCAACAUGCUGAAAUGUGCCAAUCCUGCGGUUUUAAUUAACCUCCAGUGCCCUACAACUCAGCUCUGCGUCUCCAAGUGCCCCGACAGAUUUGCGACACUCCUGGAUGUGUCGAGUACCAACAACUGGGACUAUUACAAGCAAUUCUGCAAGCCUGGCUUUAACCCUAGCAGUAAGACAGUUGCAGACGUCAUCCGUGAUGAAGACUGCCCCUCCAUGAUUGUGCCGAGCAGACUGUUCCUUCAGCGGUGCUUCCCCGAUUUCAACACAAGAGAUGGAAUUUUACGCGUCGCCAAUCAGACCACCUUUAAAGAUGGAGACAAUAACAAAAGAAGUGUCAACGACCUCAGCGAUGCCGCCAAAAGUGUCUCUAGUCUGCUGAAUGCCAAAGAAGUUGGCAUGAAGAUCUUUGAGGAUUUUGCAAACUCCUGGAUAUGGAUCCUUGUAGGUCUGUCCAUAACUAUGGUGCUCAGUCUGCUCUUCAUCCUUUUGCUGCGCUACAUUGCUGGUUUGAUAGUGUGGCUCGUCAUUAUCGGCGUUGUCUCUGCUGUUGGCUACGGUGUCUGGCACUGUUACUGGGAGUACACCACUCUGAGCAAGAAGCCAAACUCCAACGUCUCCAUCUCUGAAAUUGGCUUCCAAAGAGAUCUCAGCAUUUAUCUUGGGAACAGUCAGACGUGGCUCAUCUUCAUAAUCUUUCUCUGUGUGGUGGAGGCCGUCAUUGUGGUUCUGAUGAUGUUUUUAGCAACGAGGCUAAGCAUCGCUAUUACACUACUGAAGGAGGGAAGCAGGGCCAUCAGUCACAUCAUGUCCACACUCUUCUACCCUCUCAUCACCUUUCUACUUCUGGCCAUCUGUGUGUCUUACUCUGCUGUCACAGCAGUCUUCUUGGCAUCUUCAGGUAAGGCGGUCUACAAGGUGAUGCCCGCUGAUGAUCAGUGCAUGUAUGCAAACCUCACAUGCAGUCCAAAGACCUUCAGUCAAACCAAUGUUACCAAAGUUUGUCCCGGAGCUCAGUGUCUGUUUGCUUUCUACGGUGGGGAGAGUGUGUACCACCACUACAUCCUAGUCCUCCAUCUGUGUAACCUGUUUGUGGUCCUGUGGCUGGUCAAUUUUAUCUUCGCGUUGGGCCAGUGCACCCUGGCAGGGGCCUUCGCCUCCUACUACUGGGCCCUGAAGAAGCCAAAGGACAUCCCUCCCUGCCCCCUGUACUCCUCAUUCAGCAGAGCCAUACGUUAUCACACAGGUUCUCUGGCGUUCGGGUCUCUGAUCCUUGCUUGGGUGCAGAUAGUCCGAGUUGUCCUCAUGUACCUGGAUCGUAAACUGAUAGGUUCUCAAAAUGCUGUGGCUCGAUUCUUGCUUUGCUGCUUCAAGUGCUGCUUCUGGUGCCUGGAACGUUUCAUCAAGUUUCUGAACAAAAAUGCGUACAUUAUGAUAGCAAUAUAUGGAAAGAACUUUUGCAAAUCUUCCAAGGAUGCAUUUUCUCUCUUGAUGAGGAACAUUGUGCGGGUGGCUGUGUUGGACUGUGUCACAUGGUUCCUGUUGUUCAUGGGGAAACUGCUCAUUGCAGGAGGUGCCGGUUUCCUUGCCUCUUACUUCUUUUCACGAAAACUACCUAUUUUUCAAGAAGAGGUGCCAACACUUAAUUACAUUUGGGUCCCCCUUGUGACGGUGACAGUUGGAUCUUACAUGAUUGCAAAUGGAUUUUUCAAUGUCUUUGGCACAUGUGUGGACACACUCUUCCUGUGCUUUUGUGAAGACCUGGAAAGGAAUGACGGAUCUUCCUCCAGGCCCUACUACGUAUCUCCAGGCCUGCACAAGAUCCUCCGAAAAGGAGAGGAGCGUGCCAAAUCAUGUGCUUCCUCCUGA
Messenger RNA from Nematolebias whitei (Rio pearlfish), 2187 nucleotides. RefSeq names its product solute carrier family 44 member 5b (gene slc44a5b). NCBI's taxonomy places the organism in Eukaryota, Metazoa, Chordata, Actinopteri, Cyprinodontiformes, Rivulidae. The transcript is spliced from 22 exons. Gene Ontology annotation, molecular function: transmembrane transporter activity. The coding region runs from base 1 to 2187 and encodes 728 amino acids. The record is from RefSeq and is a predicted model, not a curated record. Gene Ontology annotation, biological process: transmembrane transport. Gene Ontology annotation, cellular component: membrane.